CAGGGCAACAGUAGCAACAGCGCGGCUAUUUUCACGGCAAAGUUCAUCGAGCCAGCGAUCGAGCACGCAAUGCGGAUAGGUGUAUCUACGGCGGUGUACUUACGUGCUGAAAGUCUUGCGGUGCAUUGAAUCGACCGCCGGCGAUCCUUCUACAGUGUGAACCACGACCGACUGAUGUGAAAAACGAACCGCCAUGGCGAGCAGACUUGCUUUCUUGCCUCGCACGUUGCGAGCUCUCCGGCGAUCGCUCAGCUCCGCUCCCACGGGCGUCGGUGCGGUGCGGUUCUCGUGCGUACUUUCGUCCCCUACGCAGUCGUCGCUGCUUCGCACAAACUCCGUCGCGUGCAUCGUCUCGUCUCGGAGAUUCUUGCAUGGCGAAACAACGUCGCCAAAGAAGGCGACGCAGGACUUCGAAGACGGCGAAUGGACCACCAUCUUCCGCUACCCGCACAUCAGAUUCCUCCAAAUGUUGUGUCGAAUCAAGAUCUACCAGUGUGUCAUCACCUUAGUGGUCGCGCCGCCGCUGCUUUUCUCGGAGUACAUACACUGGAUGCCGUCGUACGCCAACGGGCUGCUCCUGUCGCUCACGGUGUCGGCCACCGUCGUGCUCUUCUUGACGGGCUACCUCUCCGAGCGGAUCGUCGGCAUGAUGUACGUGAACAAGGACUGCUCGAAACUGCGCGUCGCCCGCCUAAACUUCUGGGGCCGACGGCAGGACCACGUCUACGACACCUCGGACAUUGCCCACUUGGCCGACACCGGUCAAGUUUGGUCGUCGUGGUACGUCCAUCUGCACCGGUACAGCGCCCCGAACGACCCGUUCGUUGUGUCUCUCAAACACGGCGGCAUCGUGGACAAGGAACUGUUCGCCAAAGUGUUCGGCCGUGACGUGGCGUAGUUCUACUAAUGUGACUUUUAGGCACCUCUUUCCACUCUCUAAACCUUCUGCAGUGUCCGUCGCUUGAUUUCCGCCGUGGAGACACUGUGUCAUCUGGAUUAAGAAGUUAUGCCCCAGUCACAAGCGGCAAUUUAGAUUGUGAGCGAGCCAGAUUAGGAUUUAAUAUCUGGAUCGCAAUUGGUUCCCUUCUGCAGCUUGCGCAAAGGAGCCAAUCGUGGUCGAAAGUGCCCGUCAGACACUACUGGCGCUAAAUGAAACAAACACCAGCAAAGUAGAUUUCCGCCUCCAGGGGGAGCCACCGCCAGGGCUGCAAGAUGGAUCUUCAAUAUGCUCUUGUAGUUCCCCGAAACCACUCCUGAUGAAAGUGUUGGAAGGACUCGAAUUUAAUUAAAUCUAAUGCACCUA
Messenger RNA from Dermacentor silvarum, 1303 nucleotides. RefSeq names its product transmembrane protein 186. Lineage: Eukaryota; Metazoa; Arthropoda; Arachnida; Ixodida; Ixodidae. The record is from RefSeq and is a predicted model, not a curated record. Gene Ontology annotation, cellular component: mitochondrion. The transcript has a single exon. The coding region runs from base 194 to 898 and encodes 234 amino acids.